ACAAUAUCAGAAGAGCAAACACAAGUAGAACCGGAACUGGACUUGGCAUAUUGCACCAAAGUAAAAGACUCUGGGGUGGGGGUGGGGAGAAUACAGGUCCAAGGAGGAUGACAGUGAGUUAUAUAUAAUGAAGUUAUAUGGAAAACUGGGAAAUGUUGUGCAUGUACAAACUAUUGUAUUUACUGUCGAAUGUAAAACAUUAAUUCCCCAAUAAAGACAUUUAAAAAAAAAAAAGAAAGAAAUAUUUUUCUGUGCCCUUUUAGGUGGCAUGAGGGACAGAAGCAGAAAAGAACUCUUAAUUGUUGGGGUCCAGUUAUCUCCACCCCACCAUCUUCCACUAGCCACAAGUUGGUUCACGUUACAGUUUUACCCACAGCAGGCUCAUUCUGUGAUAAAUCCAGGAAUUAUAAAGACAUUCUGACACACUGCAGCUAAAAGCCUAGCAACUAGAGUCCACUUCUUGCAUUAAUGGUUUGGAGGAUGCUGACAGCUGUGACAUUAAAGAAAUGGCCAGACACACGUCAAAGAGAUUGAUGUUUGGUACCAUACAUUCUUAGCAAUAUUCUGCUUCUACCCCUUGAAUUUUUGGCUUUUCUCCUACCUUGCUUUUUUUUUUUUUUUAAACCGAUUAGUAGUAGCUUUUCCAAUCUACCUGGUCUUGCCUGUUUAUAACAUCCUGGUCAUUAAGAGGGCUAUUUAAAUACUUGAAACGAGAAACAAAGAAACAAACCCUAAGGCUGAAACUUUAAUCCAGUGGGAGGGAUAGAAUUACUUCCCUUAGUAACAUGCUCCCCAUGCUCACCAGAGUCAGGAGCACCAGAAGUCCACAUGUGCUUGUAGUAAACACCACCUGGGCGGCAGGCACCCAGGGAGAGCCGGAGGGUGCCCUUGAUGUAUUGACAUGGCCAAGCAGAGCCGCCCUCAAUCGCAGAGCACCCAGAUGAUGCCCUCGUCGCCCAACCCUGCUGAGGCCUCCAUGGGCAUGACCUGCACCCAUUAGGAUGCCUGGGUGGUUCAAGAAGACGUGGUAUGGGCUGGCCUCCUUGCUCAGCCUCUCCUCCUUCCUCCUCCUCAUCACUGCCCUGGCUGUGCCCCACUGGCUGAGUGGGAAAAUCCUGUGUCAGACGGGAGUGGACCUGGUCAAUGCCACGGAUCCAGAGCUGGUCAAGUUCAUCGGGGACAUUUACUACGGGCUCUUCCAGGGGUGUAAGGUGCGGCAGUGCGGGCUCGGAGGCCGUCAGUCCCAUUUCACCAUCUUCCCGCAUGUGGUGAGGGAGCUGAAUGCAAGCCUACAUGUGACCAUCCUCUUGCUGCUUUUCCUGGCCUUGGCCCUGGCACUGGUCAGCAUGGGCUUCGCCAUUCUCAACAUGGUACAGGUGCCCUACAGGGCAGUCAACGGCCCCGGGGGCAUCUGCCUAUGGAACGUGCUUGCAGGUGGUGUGGUGGCUUUGGCCCUCGCCAGCUUCCUGGCUGCGGUGAAAUUUCACAACCUGACAGAGCGGAUCGCCAACUUCCAGGAGAAGCUCUUCCGCUUCGUGGUGGUGGAGGAGCGCUAUGAGGAGUCUUUCUGGAUCUGCGUGGCCAGCGCCUCGGCCCAUGCUGCCAGCCUGGUGGUGGUGGCCAUCAGCCAGAUCCCCCUCCCAGAGAUAAAGACCAAAAUCGAAGAGGCCACGGUCACAGCUGAGGACAUCCUGUACUGACCACCCACACCCACUCUCACCACCAAGAUCUCCCAGGUCAGUCCUGCUAGCUUCAUGGCCUCGAAAAUCUAUGUUCUUGGCAGAAUGAAGAAAAAGGUAGAAGACUGGUAGAGCACACCCCUUAUUUGCUGUUGUAGAUAAUGUCCAGUUAAAAUUAAUUGUCGGGGCAGGGCGGUGGCGCUUCUGGUUAAGUGCAUACACUACAGUGUGCAAGGACCUGGGUUCAAGCCCCUGGUCCCCACCUGCAGGGGGAAAGCUUCACAAGUGGUGAGGCAGGGCUGAAGGUGUCUCUCUGUCUCUCUCCCUCUCUAUCUCUCUCUCUCCCCUCUCAAUUUCUCUCUGUCUCUACCCAAUGAUAAAUAAAUAAAUAUUU
Erinaceus europaeus (western European hedgehog) is the source of this 2073-nucleotide messenger RNA. RefSeq names its product clarin 2 (gene CLRN2). The transcript has 3 exons. Bases 1002 to 1700 code for a protein of 232 amino acids. NCBI's taxonomy places the organism in Eukaryota, Metazoa, Chordata, Mammalia, Eulipotyphla, Erinaceidae. The record is from RefSeq and is a predicted model, not a curated record.